Notothenia coriiceps (black rockcod) is the source of this 1830-nucleotide messenger RNA. RefSeq names its product potassium channel tetramerization domain containing 6b (gene kctd6b). Gene Ontology annotation, biological process: protein homooligomerization. The transcript is spliced from 3 exons. Gene Ontology annotation, molecular function: protein binding. The record is from RefSeq and is a predicted model, not a curated record. The coding region runs from base 235 to 948 and encodes 237 amino acids. NCBI's taxonomy places the organism in Eukaryota, Metazoa, Chordata, Actinopteri, Perciformes, Nototheniidae.
CACCCUCCUUGUGUGCGCAGUUUUGCUGCAGCCUGGAGUCGAGCACAGCUGCCUGGUACGACCAGAGGCAAACAUCACUUGACUGUGCAGUUAAACACGAACCGCAAGCUGCUGUAAUCUGGACAAAAUAACAAGACAAAUAACCGAGAAAGCCCUCCGGUGAAAUUGAAUUAAACCAAAGCGUAUCUGUCCCUUCUCUAUUUUGGUUCUGACCAAGUGGGUAUUGUUCUACAAAUGGAUAAUGGAGACUGGGGCCAUAGGAUGAGUUCUCCUGUUACCUUGAACGUGGGAGGUCACAUGUACACCACCAGUUUAUCUACCCUGCAGCGCUAUCCAGACUCCAUGCUGGGUGCAAUGUUCCGGGGAGAUUUCCCCACUACUCGCGAUUCCAAAGGGAAUUAUUUCAUUGAUCGUGAUGGGACACUUUUUCGGUACAUCCUGAACUUUCUGCGGACGUCUGAGCUUACCCUUCCUGCCGACUUCACAGAGACAGACCUACUAAGGAAAGAGGCGGACUUCUACCAGAUCGAACCGUUGAUCCAUUGCCUUCAUGACCCCAAGCCUCUGUACCCUCCCGACAUCUAUGAACAGGUCGUGGAGCUCUCAAGCACUCGGAAACUUUCAAAAUAUUCAAAUCCAGUCGCUGUUAUCAUCACACAGCUAACCAUAACCACAAAAGUUCACGGCCUGCUGGAAGGUAUUUCCAACAACUUUACAAAGUGGAGCAAACACAUGAUGGACACCAGAGACUGCCAGGUGUCGUUCACCUUCGGACCAUGUGACUAUCACCAAGAGAUUUCACUAAGGGUUCACCUCAUGGACUACAUCAUGAAACAAGGAUUCACCAUCCGCAACACCCGUGUGCAUCAUAUGAGUGAGCGUGCAAACGAGAACACGGUGGAGCAUCACUGGACUUUCUGUAGACCAGCUCGCAAAGUUGAAGACUGAGUUAAAGCACAGUUGUUGUGCGUGACACUGCUGUUUGAUUUGUCUUUAUAUUACCCAUGUCCUGUUUAAACAACAACACAUUUUGAAAUCUGUUUCAAAUGUCUGUGUCACUAGUAAUCAUUUAUUUUUAUUUUGACCAAGGUGGUACAGUGGGACAAGGCUCGAAGUCCAGGCAGAUGGCAUACCAACUGUGGAAAAUAGGAAUUCUCUAUUUAUUCACCUCCAAUUGCAAGAAGACUUUCUUAGUUGUACUACCACUACUUAAAACAUUUCCUAAUUGACGACUAUUACUAUAAAGAUUUUUGUUUGAAGCAGAAAGACCCCAUGUACAAGAGCAAUGAUUUUUAUUUCAUUGUAUUUAUAAAGGGACACAAGAAUACCCCAGAUAUGCUCAAAUGUGGAAAUCUUGCUUUUUCAAGGAAUAGUUUUGAUCAAAUGUGGUUUAAUAUCGGCAAAAUGUUAUUCCGAAUUCAAGAAUAAUGUGACUUAUGAUCCCAAUUUUAAGGGAAAGGGGGAUAUUGUAAAAUGAUUGUUCCUCGUACAUAAGCUGUCUUGGUCAUGUUUUGGACUGCAGACACUAAACAAAUGACUGUUUUGGAUCCUGAGUUGUCAGGAGUGAACCUUUUUUUCAUAAUAAAUUAUGAUUAUCUUUAGCCCAACUUACAGUAGAUCUUAAAUAAGUUUCUUACCUGUCUUAUCUCCUUGUAUGGUACUAUAAUUGAAGACCUCUCGUCAUUGUUGCAUGUGUCUGAGGGUCUUGUGUUUGUAUAUGUAGUUGUGGGCUUUGAAGUAUUAUGCCAUACUGUUACAGUUUAGAGCCCAUAUCAACAGUGAUGUGUUUGAUUAUUCCUGCCAAAAUAAAACAUAUGUAUUUGUCAGUUA